Molecule: messenger RNA, 1986 nt
Organism: Styela clava
Lineage: Eukaryota; Metazoa; Chordata; Ascidiacea; Stolidobranchia; Styelidae
Product: carboxypeptidase B-like
Biological process (GO): proteolysis
Molecular function (GO): zinc ion binding; metallocarboxypeptidase activity
Source: RefSeq, a predicted model, not a curated record
GGCUGCGUUAUUCAUCUAUUUAGCAAUCAAAAUAAGAUUCUCAGUCUAUUUUUCGUAGAAUAUAACUCAGCUUUACAAUUAACGUGUUUGAGUUGUACUAAACUUUGGCGAGAGAUACACGGUUUUCCUCCAAUGAUGAAAUACUUAAAUAUUUUUUUGCUCCUGCUGGGAGUAUAUAGUGUGGAUAUUUCAAGUACGGAACAUGUUAACUACAAAGGGCAUCAAGUCUGGCGAGUUAUUCCGAAAUCGAAAGAAGUAUUAGCAAUUCUAAGAGAUAUGGAAGAUGCGUUUGAGCUUGACUUUUGGUCGGAUCCAGUUGCGACUGGACGUCCUGUCGAUUUUAGAAUCGAACCGAAAUUUGCUCUGGAAAUUCAAGAUCAUCUCGAAAUGAAUGGAAUAUUUGAUUACACGGUUUAUAUAUCUGAUAUCCAAGAUUUAAUCAAUGAACAAAAAUCAUCUCGAAAAGCAUGGACAGCAACUGAAAAAGCCGUAGCUAGUAGCUUGGAUACAUUUGUAUAUUCCCAGUAUCACCCAGCAGAAGAGGUUUACGAAUGGAUGGACUUGGUAGUGGCAGAAUACGGAAGCUUUGUAUCAAAAGAACAGUUUGGAGUCACCUAUCAGGGCCGACCACUGUACGUUCUGAAAUUCCAUAAACCAUCUUCCAGUGGUAAUCCCAAGCCAACCAUAUUUGUGGAUGCUUUAAUUCAUUGCAGAGAAUGGAUUUCAACGGCAUCUUUGUUGUUUAUUUUUAAAGAGAUGCUGAGAAACCCCAAAUACACUCACAUGAUAGAUGAAGUAGACUGGUAUUUUGUGCCAAUGAUUAACAUUGAUGGAUAUGUGGAAACUUGGCUUGGAGACAGGCUAUGGAGAAAAACACGCAGUACCGGACCAGGCAGUCUCUGCACUGGUGUUGAUGGAAACCGUAACUGGGACAACCAUUGGUCGUAUCCUGGAGCAUCUGGUAUUCCAUGCUCUUACACCUACUAUGGCCCAAUGCCUGCAUCAGAGUCAGAAAUUCGUCAUCUUCAAAAUUAUAUUAUGGGAGUGGGAAAGGGAAAUAUUGGGGCUUAUGUUACCACACACUCAUAUACUCAAUUGAUUUUAUACGCUUAUGGUUGGACGGAAGAGCUUCCUCCUGAAAAUGAAGAGUUGAACGCAACCAGCAAGCUCAUGCACGACGCUAUAAAAGCCGUACAUGGAAAGUAUUAUACAUAUGGACCAAGCGCAAUUACUAUUUACGUCAGCUCUGGAGACACAGCGGAUUGGACUUACGAGGAAAUGGGGAUCGUUCACUCUUAUACAUUCGAGCUUCGAGAUGAGGGAAGAUAUGGAUUCCUUCUUCCUCCCGAUCAAAUAAUUCCAAAUGGAGAGGAAUAUCUUGCUGGAUUAGAGGUCUUAUCCAAUUUCGUAAGAGACGACUACGAAGGUUCUGGAUUUUAGAGAGCAAAUAAAUUUUGGUUCUAUAAUUCAUGUAUGACAAAUUAUAAAUUCUAAUUGAAACUGCAGACGACCAUAUUUUGUUCAUUCCUUUUCGAUAAAAAAUAUAUAUUAGAUUUCAACGAAAUUCUUAACUACAAUUCUCUUGAAGUUUUGAAUAGCUUUCAUCCAUCGUUCAAAGUGCUAGUCAUUUCAUAGUGAGAUUUAAAUUUAAAAAUUACAUCACAUAUGGUUGUAAUUCAAAUUAGGAAAACUGAAUGCAUAAAUAUAUUUAACAUUUUUAACCUUGAGAAAUUGGAUAAGUCUAACUGGCGAAGCGAAAACUUUUUGAUAUGCCAUUGUGAAGAUAAUCAUGUACUGGCAAUCAGAUAAGAAUAGCUGAUGUGCCAUAAUUUGACAGCAGGGUACCUAUUGUCAACAGAAUGACAAUUUUGUUUCAAAUCGACGAAAAUCUGUAUUAUAAGUCACACGAAAUUCUGCGCAUUCCGCAAUCACACUUCUCUCAUACUUAAUAUUUAAUUAUAUUGUUUUUGGUUGUAAUAUACAUUC